AGACGAUAGAGUGGGAGCAAUAGAGUGCAAGAUAAUGGAGGUGCAGUCGGAGUGUGUGGAGCCUCCUGUGGCUCCUCAGUGUGACCCCCAGCCCACAGGGAAGAUCAACAAAGCUGCCUUCAAACUCUUCGGAAAGCGACGCACCGGCUCCGGGAUGGCCAGCUUCUUCUCCUUCAGGAACAAAGGGGCUACAAACAGCGGGAACAACGGGAAUUCUGACAAUGGGAAUUCUUUGAAUGGCAAUGGCUCAGCGGCAUCGGUGGAGCUCGUUAGAAGCAGAACCCACGAUGGACUAACGAGCGAUGCUGAUGGACAGAGAGGGGAGGGGCUUGCUAUCCUGGAGGCCGGGCCGGUGAGGUCCCUCAGCAAAUCCUUGAGCUUCUUUUCUCUACUCCGACGUGGGAGUUUUAGGUCGAGUGAAAAUGGAGGGGCGGGGCUUGUCAGAAGAGGGAGGGGCCUAAAGGGCUUUUUUAGCAGCAUGCGAUGGAGACGCAAGGAAAAAACAAACGAGGCAGAGGGGGAAGUGGUGGAGCGAAAGACGGAGAAAGAUGGGGAUAUUGCCGACUCUGAAAAGGAUAUAACACUCACCCUUGAACCGCCUCCGCAUCUUCACCAAGUGGAUUGUGGGAAUGCAGAGGCAGAACCUAAUGUAGAGACUCCCACUACUAGUGUUACCAUGACACCACCACACUGUGUUGCCAUGCCAGGGCCAUCUGGUGAGCCAGACUCCCCCUUUCCAUACACACCCACUGACUCGCCACUGCGCCCUCCCAUCCAAAAAGCCAAAGCCUCAAUUUCCAGCCUCACCCCCUCCCUAGCUACACCCCCUUUGGAUCGCUGCAGCACGGGUGACCCACCCUCAGAACCUUCGGUGGACCGCCUUUGCUCUCUCCUUUUCACUGACGUCACAUCCCUCAAGAGCUUUGAUUCACUGACAGGCUGUGGGGACAUUAUUGCUGACGCAGACGAGGAGGGGCCAGCGGGCAAUGGAGGCAGUGGCACCAGCAGCAGCAGCAGUGGGGGCGGAGGGGGGAGUGUUGGAGCGGGCGUUGGGAGAGCUGUUGGUCUCACCAGUGCCACGUCUCGUGGCUCCCCAACCAAACCCUCUCUACCUUCGCAGCUGACCCAGCCAAUGUUCUCUGUGUCCGCAAGCUCAGUGCCUUCCUCCCUCCCAGCCCGGGCCCGGGCACCACCUCCACCUCAGCCGCAUCCCGCCGGCAGCGGUGUGGUGGCCUACAUGGGCGGAGGGGAAGAAAUGGCAAGUCCAGAAGGAGUGGACGAUGCAGACAUGCAGGGGCUUUGGCACAUGCUGCCCUCCACAGGUGACAACUCUCCUGCUUUGCCCCGAUCACACCAACCCCCGUCUACUACCCCGACAUCUACUUAUCCCCCUCGUGCCACCUCCAACCUCGCCAGCAGCCACCUGACCUCAGCUCACAGGAGUGUGGACAGAAAGGUACCCCAGGUGAAGGCACUGGGGCUCAGUAAGAUUCCAGUAGUGGGUGCAGUAGGAGGUCGGGCAGCGAAACCCCCUCUCCCUCACACACAUGGCCGUCAUCCCACAUCACCUGGUGAAAAAGAGCUGCUUAGUGAUGAGGGUUACUGGGAUACACCCUCAGCGACACCCACAGCGACACCUGAUGAGAGCGGGCUGCAGCGGAACCAGAAGAUGGCCCUAUCACGCGACAGUUGCUCUGGAGACCACCUGUACGACCUCUACAAUGACCCUGAGGAGCAGGAGGGUGAUGAUGACCUAAACAGUAACCCCUCUCCAUCCACUGAAUACAAACUGAGCCCCACCUCCCCGACAACCCCUCCUUCCUCCUCCUCCUCUUCAUCCUUCCAGUCAAUGAGAGGCAGCACCAGCCUUCCUCGGGAAUCCAAGAUACCAGUGAGCAGCAGACAAACACCACCUCCCCACUCUGUAAGCCAGUCAGCCCUGUCGUCUGUUGUAGAGGUUGAAUCCCCUCCACCAAAGACCCAGGCACCUCCUCCAGCUCGCACCAGAAUCCCUGUAUCCAAGGUGCCAGUCCGUCGCUCUGGAAACAAACCUGGCAGCACAACUAGAGGAUCUGCUCACAAGAAGUAGCUCCUGUCACAUGGGUGAUUCUCGCCUACUAACUUAUGGACUCAGUGCUGUUUAUGCAAAGCCAAAAGUUUUCCCAGACCAAGAAAAAUGUUGAGCUGUAGAGUUAACAGCCUAUAAAUUCCUCUCAAAUCUUAAAAGCUCUCAUUCCUUAAGUGUUUUGGCUUACGACAGGCUAGAGUAGAAUAAGUGGUUUUGUUCACUUGAGAAAGUCACGAGGAGACUCCAAAAAGCUGGGUUAACACUUCACAGCCCUCGUUGGAACUUUGGAGGUUGACUCUUGACAAUCCACGGUCUCGCAAUAGACGCAUUUGCCUUGUUACUUCCUGGAAAAGCCCCUGACCCGCUGAGUUCGACAGCUCAUGACUGCACACUGCAAAAGAAAGAAAAAAAGCAGAGCACCUUUUAUCUUUUACAUUUUUAUUACGAAACUCCACACGGCAUAACAUAAUUUGCUCAUACGGACCUAAUCUAAUCAAAGUUCUUUUUCUGAGUUUGUCAUCUUGUCUAAUCUGUAACAAAUUACCUCCUAAUCCUUUGAUCUUAGAGCCAAAGUUAAAAGAAAACUUCAUUUCAUACAGAUUCAACGAUAACCACAGCCUGGAAUAACCCAUCCUUUUUGUUGGCUGUUGUAUGUCUUUUUUUUGCUUUUUGAAGAUGGUCUUCUGACCGUACACUGAUUAUUAAACUGUUUGUGCUAAAAGACAAAUGAACACUGAGAUCUGGUUUUAUUACUUACCUACACUGCAGCUGCAAAUGUGGCAAAGCUGCUCUGCUGAAGGCCACAUGAUAUUACAUGUUUUUUGGAGAGAAAGACCUCCUCUGUUUUGACUGGUUAUUAUUAUUAUUGUGGAUGGACUAAGUUUGGCUUCAGCCUGUUGCAUCUGGAUCUCACUUCUACCCCACUGCAUCACCCGAAGUACAUGUCAAUCUCUGGGAUUUACAACUGUUGAAUUAUCAAUGGAAACCUGCAAAACUAUCGCAAUACUCGACCUGGAGGGAUCCUUUGCACUGAUGCUUCUAAUACACACACAACACACAAAAUCAUACAUGCACACAAACAUUUUCUCUCCCUCUCUGCAUGCAGUGCCACAAAUACAAGGCACAAAGGUCAGGGAUCAUCAUCUAAUACUGAAUGACCUUAGUAACACACACUGUUCAACCUUUGGCACUGUCUUCGUAGCUACACUGGAUGACUUUCUCCUCUAAGGACACAAACAACUGAUUUUUUCUAGUUUCUAGUAUUUUCUUCUUCACUGGAUUUCAUACUGUUUUUAUAGGCUCCUCUAUUCUAAGUCAUACUGCUCAGAUCCUAAACUGUGAUUGCACCAGCUUCUUAAUGCUCUGCUUUCUGUUAUUUCUGUUCUUCUCUACUAACAUACUGAGAGUGGAUGACAGAGAGGCAUCCUUGCUGUCAGACAAUUUCAGAGAGCCAGAAAAUGCCUGCGAGUGUUUUUGAAAUCGGCUGUGACCCAAAAAGAAAGACAAGGAAAUUCUGUCAGGGUUUCAGAUAAAGAAAAGACUUUUGAGUCACGUAAUUAACUGGAUCACAGCUUAAAAUACAAAGCUGGGAACUAAUGCUACAUCUGUUCUGAGCUCUGCUGUAAAACUUACAAACAUUGUACAAGUUCAUUCUAGGAACCGUCACAGCUGUGUGUGAAUCUGAAUGUAGCUUGACAUCAUUGUAGAUCAUGGGUCAGCUGUGUGGGUCUGUUUUACUCUCUGUCCCUCUUUUUGUAAGGGCAAGACAAAUGGUGGAGUUUACUGUUUUCUAAGUCCCCCGUGCUCUGAAAAAUGAAGACAAACUACUGCACAGCGUGUUGAGUCUCGCAAAGCGCCACUUGUUUUAAGAAUGAGGGGGUGUAUUGCGGUCCGAAAAGGCCUUUGUCAGUGAUUCAGUGACACAAGUUACAGGGAGGAGAGUGUUCCCUACCCUUCAGUGAAAAAGAGGGGUUUUCAGAGGGAAAGAAAUUUGAGAUAAUGCAAAUUUAACCCUAACCACAAGGGUACCAAUGACACUUGAGGGUCAUUCUAGUUCAUGAUAGCUUUCCAUCUCAUUUAGAAUGUGAAGAUUGAUCCGCAACACUCCUCCUGGUUCAGAUAUCUUUUCACCCUCCUGAUAGUGUAGUGUAGGAUGGGCUAUGGGGUAACCUGAUCCCAGGUCUGCUGUUAGUGUGUUUCUCACACAAUAAAGAGGGCAAGCUAAAGGUCAGGGAGAAAGAUCAUGUUUGUUUAUGUUUUCUCUUCCUACACUGUGCUCUUCCUUUUGAUUUCAGUAUGCAAUCACUUUAAUUCUCCCUUUUUUGAAGUGCUGAUUGACAAAAGAGUGUUUAGAUGGAAAUGGAUGCUGACUUUCAAAAAGUAUUUUUCUUUAAACAGCAGUGGAGAUGCUUGUGGAUUGUUGACCAAAACAGUUGCCUGAAGUGUCCAGAAUUCAUAAUUUUACUUUGCGACAUGUCACCAUUCAUAUGAUAUUUAUCUUUAGAAGGAAUAUGGAGCUAUGAACUGGAUAAGGAGUGAUCAUUAUGCAUUAUACAGUAUGUUUAAGAGGUUUUGUUUAAAUAUGGCAUCCUCCUAGUUUGAUGUUCCACAUGCUGCAGUUUGGAAUGUAAAUAGAGCUUGUUCCUCCACUUCUUCCAAGUAUGACAGUGAAAAUUAAAGUUGAACCCAUCUGUUGCACUGGCCUACACACAGUAAUGACAUCAUUCCACAGAGGCCACCAUAUUGCCACCUGGCUCAGUUCCUUGUAUUUUUCCCCCGGAUGCUUCUCUCCUUUCUUUCUGUUUACAAAUCUGGGUCUUUAUGUGGUCAUUCGCUGCGAUAAAAAGCACAUUAUAAUUUCCUUUGUUUUUGUUAUCGUCUGUCUGUUCACAGUGUGAAAUCUUUCCACUUUUUCAUAUUUAAUGAAUAAAACUGUUUGCGCUGAUA
Molecule: messenger RNA, 5014 nt
Organism: Centropristis striata (black sea bass)
Lineage: Eukaryota; Metazoa; Chordata; Actinopteri; Perciformes; Serranidae
Gene: amer2
Product: APC membrane recruitment protein 2
Exons: 1
Coding region: 35-2089 (684 amino acids)
Biological process (GO): regulation of canonical Wnt signaling pathway
Cellular component (GO): plasma membrane
Molecular function (GO): phosphatidylinositol-4,5-bisphosphate binding; beta-catenin binding
Source: RefSeq, a predicted model, not a curated record